This is a messenger RNA of Morone saxatilis (striped sea-bass), 888 nucleotides long. RefSeq names its product nucleoside diphosphate kinase-like. The coding region runs from base 117 to 575 and encodes 152 amino acids. NCBI's taxonomy places the organism in Eukaryota, Metazoa, Chordata, Actinopteri, Moronidae. Gene Ontology annotation, biological process: CTP biosynthetic process; UTP biosynthetic process; GTP biosynthetic process. The transcript has 5 exons. The record is from RefSeq and is a predicted model, not a curated record. Gene Ontology annotation, molecular function: nucleoside diphosphate kinase activity.
UCCCGGAUAAAAGGGGGCUGCGCACGCUCCGUAGGUCUUCUCCCACGUCAACCGGAGCAACUCCUGCACAGCACUGUACCACAGCCCACUGUACCGCAGCCCCACUGUCGAGAAUCAUGACUGAACUGAAGGAGCGCACGUUCAUCGCCAUCAAGCCCGAUGGCGUGCAGAGGGGCAUCAUCGGAGAGAUCGUCAAGAGGUUCGAGGUGAAAGGCUUCAAACUCGUGGGCAUGAAGAUGCUCCAUGCCUCUGAGGAACUCCUGAUGCAGCACUACAUCGACCUGAAGGACAGACCAUUCUUUCCUACCCUCAUGAAGUACAUGACCUCUGGUCCAGUGGUUGCCAUGGUGUGGGAAGGCAAGGGUGCAGUGAAGACAGGCAGGGUGAUGCUGGGCGAGACCAACCCCGCUGAGUCCAAGCCCGGAACCAUCAGAGGAGACUUCUGUAUCGACGUCAGCAAGAACAUCAUCCACGGCAGUGACUCAGUGGAAAGUGCCAAAAAGGAGAUUUCCCUGUGGUUCACACCAGAAGAGCUGGUCAGCUACACUAGCUGUGCCGCCGACUGGCUCUACUAAACCACUCUGGGUCCUGCAGCAGUCCUCACUCUGGUUUCGAGACCAGGGAAACUUUUGCCUCAGAUUUGUUUUUUUGCCUAGAGGAGAGAACUGAUGAAGUUCCUGUCCCCACAGUCCUCACAUCCCCUCUGACGUCAUCAAACUGAACUUGGAUCUGUUCUCUUCGGAGGCCAAGGUCUAGUCCAGAUUCAUUCCAGACCUCAUUCCUUUAGAAACAUUCCAUCCAAUGAAUAUACAGUUAAUGACUUGAAACAGUUUUUGACUGUCAGUUUUGUUAAACAGUGAUCUGCUUUCCAAUAAAAUGCACACAGUA